Messenger RNA from Gracilinanus agilis (Agile Gracile Mouse Opossum), 993 nucleotides. RefSeq names its product G protein subunit beta 1 like (gene GNB1L). The transcript is spliced from 6 exons. Gene Ontology annotation, molecular function: protein binding. The record is from RefSeq and is a predicted model, not a curated record. The coding region runs from base 4 to 993 and encodes 329 amino acids. NCBI's taxonomy places the organism in Eukaryota, Metazoa, Chordata, Mammalia, Didelphimorphia, Didelphidae.
GCCAUGGCUCUUCCCCCUCCUCCACCACAGUUCGUGCUUCGAGGCGCCCAGGCAGCAGUAAAUUCCCUGCAUUUCUCCUGCAGGAGCCAAGCACAGAGCCCCCCGCUCCUGUUCUCUGGGUCCCUCAGUGGCCUGGUGCACGUCUGGAACCUGCACAGCCGAAGAGUGGACACCACGCUGGACGGCCACGGAGGGCAGUCUGUGUACUGGGUGAAGACUCUGGGAGACCAACGCUUGUUACUCAGCCAAGGACGAGACUUGAAGUUGUGCUUCUGGGACCUGGCCGAGGGCCGGAAUGCCCCGGUGGAUUCCCUGGCCCUGGACAGUGUUGGCUUCUGUAAGGGAUCUGUCCUCACUGAAGGGGCCCAGGAAUGCUGGCUCCUGGCAGUGCCAGGGAGAGGUAUGGAUGAGGUUCGGGUUUUGGACAUGCCGUCCAAGACGUCAGUCUGUACCUUGAAGCCAGAGGCCGGUGCCAAAGCGGGCAUGCCCAUGUGCCUGGAGCUGUGGCAGCCUGCCACCAGCUCCCAUCCACUCCUUCUGGCUGGGUACGAGGAUGGCUCCGUGAUCCUGUGGAACGUCUCUGAAAGGAGAAUGCUGAGCCGGCUCUCAUGCCACAAGGAGCCAGUCAUGAGCCUUGACUUUGACUCAAGAAAGGCCAAAGGGGUGUCGGGCUCCUCCGAGAAGGUGCUUUGCGUCUGGGGCCUGGAUGAGCAGCAGAAUCUGAAGGUUUGCAGAACUCAGGAGCUCACCAACCCCGGCAUAGCAGACGUGGCCAUCCGGCCAGAUGGGAAGAUCCUGGCGACGGCCGGCUGGGAUCAUCGAAUUAGACUCUUUGGCUGGAAGCAGCUGAAGCCCCUAGCAGUCCUGGACUACCACAGCGCAGCUGUUCACUGCGUGGCCUUCUCUGAUCCUGGGCAGCCGAGGGAGCAGCUGCUGGCCGGUGGCUCCAAGGACCAGCGCAUCAGUGUCUGGUCAGUGUAUAACCAGAGCUGA